Molecule: messenger RNA, 1750 nt
Organism: Rhinopithecus roxellana (golden snub-nosed monkey)
Lineage: Eukaryota; Metazoa; Chordata; Mammalia; Primates; Cercopithecidae
Product: adhesion G protein-coupled receptor E2-like
Exons: 6
Coding region: 1-528 (175 amino acids)
Biological process (GO): cell surface receptor signaling pathway; adenylate cyclase-activating G protein-coupled receptor signaling pathway
Cellular component (GO): membrane
Molecular function (GO): G protein-coupled receptor activity
Source: RefSeq, a predicted model, not a curated record
AUGUAUUUUUUUUUUAAUCUCUCUCUCUUGUUCAGCUGCUGGCUCCAACCAGAAAAGGGAUUUAUAUGGGGCUUCCUUGGACCUGCCUGCGCCAUCUUCUCUGUGAAUUUAGCUCUCCUUCUGGUGACUCUCUGGAUUUUGAAAAACAGACUGUCCUCCGUCAAUAAUGAAGUGUCCACCCUCCAGAACACAAGGAUGCUGGCAUUUAAAGCGACAGCUCAGCUGUUCAUCCUGGGCUGCACGUGGUGUCUGGGCAUCUUGCAGGUGGGUCCGGCUGCCCGGGUCAUGGCCUACCUCUUCACCAUCAUCAACAGCCUGCAGGGCGUCUUCAUCUUCUUGGUGUACUGCCUCCUCAGCCAGCAGGUCCGGGAGCAAUACAGGAAAUGGUCCAAAGGGUUCAGGAAAUUGAGAACUGAGUCUGAGAUGCACACACUCUCCAGCAGUGCAAAGGCUGACACCUCCAAACCCAGCACGGAGGCAUACAAAGAUGGAGCUUCUAAGAACAGGACGGAGCAAAAUGAAAGCUGAUAUGGCCUCUUGAUGUUGCCCUGACAAAUAUAUAUGGCCUAAGCCAUGGUCACAGCCACACAGAUAAGAAAGCCUACACAGCUGACUUGCACAGACAUGCCCGCAAUGGAAAAUUCUGUCCCCUGGCACGUGCGCAGUAAGAACAAAGCAAUAUGGAGUAACUCAAGGCUGGAGUACUUUGGUGUGAUCUUGACUCACGGCAACCUCCGCCUCCCAGGUUCAAGCGAUUCUCCUGCCUCAGCCUCCCGAGUAGCUGGGAUUACAGGUAAGACCUAGAAGUCUCAUUUCUUUUGUCAAAUAAAGCCCAAUCAAGAAUCUCAACGUGAAGCAAAGCACAUACUUAAUCUUGACUUCUGAGAUACACACUGUGGACUUCAGCACAAAGAUGGUAGAAGAUGCAUCCAGAGGGGACAGAGCAUUACUCAGAUGUUAUAGGCUGCUUUUCCUGCAGAAUGUUGCCACCCUUGAUCAAGUAUCUCAUUAGAAGAGCAUCAAAGAGUCCAGAGAAACUUCUGAAGGAUACUUUUUCUCCAGUGAAUGCAAACAUUGUACAAGAGGAUUUUCCAAGAAAAGAAUAAUUCAUUGCUUAUCUAUGACACUGAACAGUUACAAAAAAAUUUAUCUUAUUUUUUCCUCAGAAAAAUUUUCUGAAGUUGUAAUAAUUAUAGAUCUAUUUUAUAUAGGAAGAUACUGAAGGCCAUACAAAGUAUAUAAUUUUUUAUGAAUUCACAUGACCAGAAAGUAGCAGAACCAAUGCUCUAAUUCAGAUGUUAUGGUUACAAAUCAUGCUUUUUUAUAUUCCUUCAUGCUACCAUCACACAUAUCAAUUUACCAGAUAAGCAAGAUCAAAAUUGAAUGUUACUGUGUUGUUCUUGUUAAAAUGAAUGUUUCCUAUCUCAUAUAUGCUAAGAUUAAUUUGACAAAUGUGUUCCCUUACCUCAUAAAUAAUUUUGUUUUUUAUUGUACAUACUACAUUGUUCAAACUUGAUUCAGGUGGCUGAGUUUUUGUUUUUGUUUUUAACUUUCUGGAAAGAACAAUCUGGAAUUUCUAGUGAAUCUUUUUGUUAGAGAACAAUUAAAGAUAAUAUAAACUAUUUUAAUGAGAAAACAUAGCAAGUUAUGUGGACAAUGGAGAAGUAGCCCAGGCUUAAUGUAAGGAAAUGAGAAAACUAUAUUUAUAAAUAAAAUUGUCCUUGAUAAAUACCAAAAAAAAAAAAAAAAA